AUGGGCGGCCUUUGCUCCAAGGAGGGCGUCGUGGAGGAGGCACCGCCCGCCGCUGUCCCGGGCCCGCUGCACAAGGCGCCCAGCCACAGCCAGUCCCUCAAGGAGCUCAUCACGCUCACCGCCAAGGAUGUGGACGACGCCCCCGCCGUGCACGCCGUCAUCUCCCGGACGGCGUCCAACGCCAAGGCCAAGGCCGCCGGCGGCGGUGGCGGGGCCGCGCCCGCGGCGGCGGCUAGCAACAAGGAGGCCGUGGAGAAGACCGCGCCCCCCGUCGUGGUCAUCACGUCCCUCAGCAAGUCCUUCAGCACCGCGGGGGCGCCCACGCACCACCGCCGCGCCACGCUGGACAUCAACGGCGGCGGCGGCGCGGACCCCCCCGGCGGGAAUCAGGUGAUCUCCAGCGUGCCGCAGGGGUUCUCCGGCGAGCACGUCAUCGCCGGAUGGCCCUCCUGGCUCACCUCUGUCGCCGGGGAGAUCGUCGAAGGCUGGCUGCCCCGCCGCGCCGACACGUUCGAGCGGCUGGACAAGAUCGGGCAGGGCACGUACAGCAACGUGUACAAGGCCCGCGACCUGCAGAGCGGCAAGAUCGUGGCGCUGAAGCGGGUGCGGUUCGUCAACAUGGACCCGGAGAGCGUGCGGUUCAUGGCGCGGGAGAUCCACAUCCUCCGGCGGCUGGACCACCCCAACGUGAUCAAGCUGGAGGGCAUCGUCACCUCCCGCCUCUCGCACAGCCUCUACCUCGUCUUCGAGUACAUGGAGCACGACCUCGCCGGCCUCGCCGCGCUCUCGGGGCAGCGAUUCACGGAGCCGCAGGUCAAGUGCUUCAUGGCCCAGAUCCUCGAGGGCCUGCGCCACUGCCACGCCCGGGGCGUCCUGCACCGGGACAUCAAGGGAUCCAACCUCCUCAUCGGCGACGACGGCACGCUCCGGAUCGCCGACUUCGGCCUCGCCACCUUCUUCGACCCCGGGAAGACGCAGCCCAUGACCAGCCGCGUCGUCACGCUCUGGUACCGACCGCCGGAGCUCCUUCUCGGCGCCACCGAGUACGGCGUCGCCGUCGACCUCUGGAGCACCGGCUGCAUCCUCGCCGAGCUGCUCGCCGGGAAGCCCAUCAUGCCCGGCCAGACCGAGAUCGAGCAGCUGCACAAGAUCUUCAAGCUCUGCGGGUCGCCGUCGGAGGACUACUGGGCCAAGGCGAAGCUUCCCGACGUGACGCUCUUCAAGCCGCAGCGGCCGUACCGGCGCAAGAUCGCCGAGACGUUCAAGGACUUCCCUCCCACGGCACUGGCGCUCCUCGACACGCUGCUCGCCAUCGAGCCGUCGGCCCGGGGCACGGCGGUCUCAGCUCUCGACAGCGAGUUCUUCCGGACGAAGCCGCUGGCGUGUGAUCCGGCGAGCCUGCCCAAGUACCCGCCCAGCAAGGAGUACGAUGCCAAGCUCCGAGGCCAGGAGGCAAGCAGGCAAAACACGGCGACCAUCGGAGGCAAGGGCUCCGUAUCCAUCAAGCCCGGGAGAGACGACGCCAAGGCGGCGCCAGCCCAGGACGCCAUUGCCGACUACCAGAGGCGGCACGCGCGCACCAACCAGAAGAGCAUCAGCCACCACUACAGCUCGCAGGAGGACAGCGUGCCGGGCUUCCGCAUCGAGCCGCCGCCGCCGGCCGUGGCCGCCGGGCGCGGGCCGGCGACGAUGCAGGCCGCCGGCGGGUUCGGGUCGACGUGGUACAGGAGCGACGACCGGCGGGGGGUCCAGCGCGCGUCCAGCUCCGUCAGGGCGCCGCACCUCACCUCGCAGCGCUCCUACGCGCAGUCCCGGGGCACCGACCUGCACCCGAGCUCGUCGGCCGCCCGGAACGCCAGCUACAGGUACAACCGCCUCGACGUCGCCGAGCCGCCCAACGCCGUCGGCCGCCCGGGAUCCUCCCACCACAAGGACCUCGCCAUGAGGGACGCAUCGGCGGGAUUCGGUGCGAAGAACAAGAGGAUCCACUACUCAGGGCCGCUGAUGCCGCCCGGGGGGAACAUGGAGGACAUGCUCAAGGAGCACGAGAGGCAGAUCCAGCAGGCGGUCCGCAAGGCGCGGGUCGAGAAGGAGAGGACGAACAGGCACCAUUACUGACAAAAAAAAAUGCAUCAAGUUAUUGGCAGCCAUACAUGGGGAAUCCCAUGGUCGUCGCGGACCAGCGAGCACUCGUGUCUCUCCAUGGAGCACAUGCGACAUCAUUGGUGGAGGAUCGACGCACGAAUGCGCCGCCGCCUCGCAGUCGCUCGGGGCUGCAAAGAGUCGGGCUUUUCUUGAUCCAUGUGUAUAAAUAGCAGUGGUAGAGAGGCUUGAAAAGCCUGACGGGGAGAAGAGAGACACAUGUACAUGAGGCAGGUUGUAAAGACACCAAAAGGAAAAUGUGUGCGCAUCUGAUUGACUUGUUGCAA
This is a messenger RNA of Setaria italica (foxtail millet), 2429 nucleotides long. Its product is annotated as probable serine/threonine-protein kinase At1g54610. Lineage: Eukaryota; Viridiplantae; Streptophyta; Magnoliopsida; Poales; Poaceae. The transcript has 6 exons. Gene Ontology annotation, biological process: positive regulation of transcription elongation by RNA polymerase II; protein phosphorylation. The record is from RefSeq and is a predicted model, not a curated record. Gene Ontology annotation, cellular component: nucleus; cyclin-dependent protein kinase holoenzyme complex. Gene Ontology annotation, molecular function: cyclin-dependent protein serine/threonine kinase activity; ATP binding; RNA polymerase II CTD heptapeptide repeat kinase activity. The coding region runs from base 1 to 2118 and encodes 705 amino acids.